This is a messenger RNA of Rodentolepis nana, 1119 nucleotides long. Lineage: Eukaryota; Metazoa; Platyhelminthes; Cestoda; Cyclophyllidea; Hymenolepididae. The record is from the annotation of a GenBank genome assembly.
AUGGCUUCAGUCCAGCUAUUCAGUUCGCCAUGCUCAAACGUAGUAUCAUCAUCCCAUUGCUCUCAGAACGAGGCUUCUAGCUCUUCAACAACAGUGACAGGUAACACGACUUCGACAAGUCCUCUACAGGCCAGUUUCGAAACAUCUAAUGGAGACACACCACCCACUCCCUCCAAGACCCCUUCAACAUUUUCCUCCACAAUGAAAUCGGACGAAUCACUAAUCCAGCAACAACCACAGAUGCCCCCAUCUUCAUCGAACCCGGAACUCUCAACGUCGAACCACAGUAUUCAUAGUAACAACAGUAGCAGUGGACAUUCACCCCUGAAACUGGAUAUUCCCCACCCUCAUCAUUCCUCCUCUUCCUACAUAAAUGACAUUCGACAUACUGGUGGCUUUCAGCAAAAACUGACAAUAUCGGACGAACAGUUUGGAAGUGAUCUGAAAAAGGAUACUGAAGCGUUACACAAUCAUCCCCUGUUCCCUCUUUUGGCGUUAAUUUUUGAGAAAUGUCAAUUGGCGACGUGCACUCCUAGGGACAGCAGCUUUCGGAAUGGAGGAAUGGAUAUCUCCUCGUCUGAUUCCUUCCAGGAGGACAUCGCUGUCUUCACAAAAGAGCCAUCUGUCAUUGUGCUAAGCAGUCCCAUAAUUCUAGUUUGUCUUCUUCCUCUUCAGAUGAGUAAUUCCAACAGACCCCUAUUGACAUCAAAUCAGGAGCUGAACUUCCUCAUGAUCCAAGCGAUUCACGUUCUGCGAUUUCACUUGCUGGAAAUUGAAAAGGUUCACGAACUCUGCGACAACUUCUGCACCCGUUACAUUGCCUGUCUCAAAAGCAAGAUCCCCAUCGAUCUGGUAAUUGAAGACCGUGAAUCAGGAGGUUCGACGGGGUCGGCAGCAGGUAGUCCGCAACCACCCCUAUCUUCUGCCUCAUUUGCCUCCGAUUUGACACCCUUUGACAGCUCCUCUGCUUCAGUGGGCAUUGGCGGUGGAAAUCCAGGAAUGGGGAUUGGACCCUCAUCGUCUUCCUCUUGUUCUGGAAAGGUAUCAACUUCACUUCAACAAAGUACUGAUGUUGAUCCGGGGAAUGUUCUUCAAACAAAGGGAUCACUAGUAGUUUAA